AUGUUCCAUGGAAUACCGGUGUCAGGGAGCAUGGGAGGAGGAGCUCCAGCCAACAAGCCUGAGUUGUAUGAGGAGGUGAAAUUGUACAAAAACGCCCGAGAAAGAGAAAAAUACGACAACAUGGCUGAGUUGUUUGCUGUGGUCAAGACCCUUCAGGCCCUGGAGAAAGCUUAUAUCAAAGACUGCGUCACUCCCAAUGAGUACACGGCCUCCUGUUACAGGCUGCUGGAGCAGUACAAAGCGGCGUUCAGGCAGGUUCAGGGUUCCGACGUGGGCUCCAUCGAUGACUUCUGCCGCAAGUACAGACUUGAUUGCCCGCUCGCCAUGGAAAGAAUCAAGGAGGAUCGUCCAAUCACCAUCAAGGACGACAAGGGCAACUUGAACCGCUGCAUCGCCGACAUCGUUUCUCUAUUUAUCACUGUCAUGGACAAGCUGAGGCUGGAAAUCAGAGCCAUGGAUGAGAUCCAACCAGAUCUACGCGAGCUGAUGGAAACCAUGAACCGAAUGAGCAACAUGCCGCCCGACUCGGAGGCCAAAGACAAAGUCAAGCUCUGGUUGAACACCCUCAGCAGCAUGUCGGCGUCGGACGAGCUGGACGACAGUCAAGUGCGGCAGAUGCUCUUCGACCUGGAGUCGGCUUACAACGCCUUCAACCGUUUCUUGCACUCCUCUUGA
This is a messenger RNA of Nerophis lumbriciformis (worm pipefish), 675 nucleotides long. The record is from RefSeq and is a predicted model, not a curated record. NCBI's taxonomy places the organism in Eukaryota, Metazoa, Chordata, Actinopteri, Syngnathiformes, Syngnathidae.